Molecule: messenger RNA, 5783 nt
Organism: Xiphophorus hellerii (green swordtail)
Lineage: Eukaryota; Metazoa; Chordata; Actinopteri; Cyprinodontiformes; Poeciliidae
Gene: gad2
Product: glutamate decarboxylase 2
Exons: 16
Coding region: 593-2350 (585 amino acids)
Biological process (GO): GABA biosynthetic process; GABA shunt
Cellular component (GO): cytoplasm
Molecular function (GO): glutamate decarboxylase activity; pyridoxal phosphate binding
Source: RefSeq, a predicted model, not a curated record
UGGCAUUCUGCGGCUGUGCGCAGGGAAGUUGGGCGCUCCAGGGGAACGAAAUGUUGGGGGCGGACGGAGUCACGACGCGCCACGCAACGCGGCUCGUCAUGACCCUGGAGUGAAUCACGCAGGAGUUUCUUUGCUGACGUGAAAUUUUCUGCGCGGCUGCGAGUGUUUGAGUAUUUACAGACAUCUGUGUUUGGUUCCCUCCACAUCAACACUUGAGUUUCUUCUUUGUUUGAAAAGGUGCAACAUUUCAUUCAGAACUUCCUUUGUUUUGUUUUUGUUUUUGUUCUGUUUUCUGUUUUAAUCCCUGCGCGCACAUAAGACGCGCCUCUCUGUUUUUUCUUAAUUUUUCCUUUCUUUCUUUUUUUUUGCGGAUUUUUAUGUGCACACGCAGCUCCAUGCAUCCCGCACCUGUGGACGCUCUUUGUGUUUCGUGAUUUUGACGCGCUCUCUCCCACGCCGCACGGAGCGGUGAGUCGGAUGCGCGGCGGCUCUCCGGUCACAUUCAGCGCCGCAGCGGCCGCGAUCAGUUGCGUGUGGAUGGGCUCUGCGCCUGCUCCCCGCGCCUCCCGCACCUCCUAACAACCGGCGACAAAUGGCAUCGCACGGCUUCUGGUCCCUCGGCGGGGAAAAUGCGGGGGCCAACACCGGGAGUCAAAGCCCCAGCACCCCCAGGGCUUGGUGCCAAGCAGCUGCCCAGAAAUUAUCCGGAGGAAUUGGAUCGAAAUUAUGUGCGCUGUUAAAUGUCGGAGAAGGGGAGAAACCCGCCGAGCCGGCCGCCAUGCAGCCGCCGCAGACCGCUGCGGGGAGCUGCGGCUGCAACAAAUCCUGCACCUGCACCAAAGGCACCGAUGUGGGCUUCUCAGACCUCUACUCAACAGACCUGCUGCCUGCCAUGGACGGAGACACCAAAACGAUGACCUUCCUGCAGGAGGUCGUGGAUAUUUUAAUGGCCUACAUAGUCGAGUCGUUCGACCGGGAAACGAAAGUGAUCGAUUUUCAUUAUCCCAACGAGCUGCUGCAGCUGAACAACUGGGAGCUGCAGGACGAGCCGGCCACGCUGGAUGACAUCUUGAUCAGCUGCCGCGCAACUCUCAAAUACGCCAUCAAAACAGCGCACCCCAGGUACUUCAAUCAGCUCUCCACAGGAUUAGACAUGGUCGGGCUGGCAGCCGAUUGGCUCACAUCCACGGCCAACACCAACAUGUUCACCUAUGAGGUGGCGCCUGUGUUUGUGCUGCUGGAGUACGUCACCUUGAAGAAGAUGAGGGAGAUCAUUGGCUGGUCUGACGGGCGAGGAGACGGCAUUUUCUCACCGGGGGGUGCUAUUUCCAACAUGUACGCUAUGCUGCUGGCCCGCUUCAAGAUGUUCCCUGAAGUGAAGGAGAAAGGAAUGUCGUCCGUCCCCAAACUGGUGGCCUUCACAUCCGAACACAGCCAUUUUUCCAUCAAAAAAGGAGCGGCGGCGCUUGGCAUUGGGACUGAAAGCGUGAUCUGCAUCAAAGCAGACGAAUGUGGCAAACUGAUCCCCGCCGACCUGGAGAGGAGAAUACUGGAGGCGAAACACAAGGGGUUCGUACCGUUCUUUGUGAGUGCGACAGCUGGGACAACCGUGUACGGCGCCUUUGACCCGCUCAUCGCCAUCUCUGACAUCUGCAAAAAGUACAACGUCUGGUUUCACGUGGAUGGAGCGUGGGGAGGGAGUCUGCUCAUGUCCCGGAGACACCGGUGGAAACUGGACGGCGUUGAAAGGGCCAACUCUGUGACCUGGAACCCUCACAAAAUGAUGUCCGUCCCCCUGCAGUGCUCCGCCCUGCUCGUCAGAGAGGAGGGUUUGAUGCAGAGCUGCAAUCAGAUGCACGCCUGCUACCUCUUCCAGCAGGACAAACAGUACGACCUUUCCUACGACACCGGGGACAAAGCGCUGCAGUGUGGACGCCAUGUGGACAUCUUCAAACUCUGGCUGAUGUGGAGAGCGAAGGGAACCAUCGGCUUCGAAGCCCAGAUUGACAAAUGCUUGGAGCUGUCGGAGUAUCUGUACAACAAAAUCAAAGACAGAAAAGGAUACCAGAUGGUGUUCGAUGGGAAGCCUCAGCACACCAACGUCUGCUUCUGGUACCUCCCCCCGGGGAUCCGCUACAUGGAGGACAAAGAGGAGAAGAAGAAGCGCCUUCACAAGGUGGCUCCAGUCAUCAAAGCCAGGAUGAUGGAGUACGGCACCACCAUGGUCAGCUACCAGCCACAAGGCGACAAGGUGAACUUCUUCCGCAUGGUGAUCUCCAACCCUGCUGCUACCUUCGAGGACAUCGACUUCCUCAUCGAGGAAAUCGAGCGACUCGGCCACGAUCUAUAAGACUCUUCUCGCCAAAUCCUCCUGUACUUUCCCCCGUUGAUGGAUGAAAUGUUUGUCAUGAAUGUACUGGUAACCAUUUUCAUUUCUCUUUUUUCCUGUAAAGUCUAAUAUUUAAGAGUAUAUUUAAGAAGAAGAAAAAAAACAUGUAUUAAUUAGUUAUGUACUGCAGCUUUUUCUGUGGACUGACUUGGUCCAGCGCAAUGUAAAAGUGCUUCUGUCCGCCUUUCUUAUGCUAUAGUCGCUGCAAGAUUAGUGUAAUCAGUGUGACUUUAUAUGUACUUUUUGUGCUAUGAAAUGCUUGUGCAAUAAGUCGAUGAGGGAGAUCUGAGAUUUUUGGAUCAUUUCUCAUUCGCAGAGUUUGUUGUUAAGUGCCAAAUGUUGUUGUGUUCUAUGGUAACAUUUUAAAAUUUUAAACAAAGAGAGCACUAAUCUUUACCUCAGCUUAAUUAACUGCCUGUACAGCAGGGGGUAGAGUCCAGUCCAUGAAGCUGUUUCAACUAAAACGUAACAUUUAAAUUGUACACUGUUAUGAAUAUCACUUUGUUUUCCUCUGGGGAAAAAAAUAGGCAAGAUAAAAACACAAAACUGUCGAAUUACCCAAACAAGGCCAGCAGGUGGCGCUAAUGUCAACAUGAAUUACCUUUAAGCAAAUGUUUUCGGUGAUAUUCCACUAAAGUUGGAACCACUUCUUUUUUUAUUUGUUCCCCAAUGGAGCCAAAAGGACAAAGUUUGUUUUUCCCCUUUGUAAUUUAGUAGUUUUGCUUAUUCAAUAGUCAUCUGCAGAAAGGUGUUUUAUACCCACUAUAAAACUAUCAGUUCCUUUUGUUUUGGUGACUGAGUAAAUUUAUACAAACCACAAAAAUAUGACUGCAAUAAUUAAUAUAUACCAGCAGGAGGCCAAUUAUAGCUAUAGGUUUUGAAAACGGUAGUAAUCUCUAAUAUUCUAAAAAAAAGUCGGCUGGCAUAAAUGUUAAUCAGAGCAACGGUCAACAGAAAUGGAGUCCAAAAUAUAAUACACAGGAAAUAGUGCACAACAAAAAUUACUAAUAAGAUUUAAAUGUAAAUAUGAUUGCUUAUAUCCAUAAUAGACCAAAAAUAUUCAAUGACCAGUUAAAGUAAAAGCACUGAUUAAAUACCUGUGAGCAAAUGGUUUUCAUGGGUAUAAAAUGGCAACAGAUAUGGUCAAAACAAGGUAAAAAAAAAAAAUUUGAGGAAAAUGUACCCAUGUUCUCAGCUCAUUUAUUGCACCGUAACUAAAAUGGCUACAGCAGUCAUUUUGAUGUUUAGCACAUUGUUAAUGCUUAGUGUACUGUUUACUCUGUGCAAAGUAGACUGUUUUACUGUUAUUUUCCAAAAUCACACUCUAGGAUUCACCAAAAAUAGUUUCUUUAAACCAAAACAGUGUUUCAUGCAGGAGCUGCAUCAUAAAAUGUCUGCUUUAGUACAAGCAACGUAAAAUUAAAGAUGCUGCCCCUCAUUAGGAAUGCUGGCCUAAAAAAACAAAAUGUAGUUGAAUCUCAGUGAUCAUGAUGUUAAAGGCCAAGGCACUGGAAUGAUGACCCAUUUAAUACUGGCAGCUUCUUGGUACUUUUUAAACUGGGACUACUGGUAAUGGUGGGACCAACCAGCCAUCCAACCAACCAACCCAUAAACUAAUCAACCAACCAAUAAACCAACCAACCAACCAACCAACCAACCAACCAGUGAUUCCAGAUUGUUAAAAAGUUCAGGGUAGUUAUAGUAUGACUUUAAUCAGAGCUUAAUAGUUUUAAUCAUAAGGAGAUUAAAGACACUUUAAUAUAUUUUAAUAUUUUAAUGUAUCCAUUUAUACAACUUUACUCUUUUUCUGAAAGUUUGUUGAUUGUGUUUAGGUUUAGCUCCUGCCCUUUUCCACCAGCGUCAUAAUAAACUUCCCCAAUAACUUUCACAAAUGUCUGCAGAUGAUCUUAAUUAGUUCUGCAAAAACUGAUUCAAUUCUAUUAUAAAUUCAAUAAUAAAAAACAGAUGAAAACCAGAAAUUUAAAAUGUCAGUAGGCCUGUCAGAACAGCAAAUUUUGCUUAAUCUUUGGGUAAAACUAGAAAAAAGAAACGGAAAAUAAAGUGGACAAAAGAAAUGGUUUACCACUUAUAUUUAUUUAUUUGCUAAACUUGUUUCUGAGUUGCACUUUAUCACAUUUUGAGAAGAAAAGCUGGAAUGUAUUACUGAAAAAAAUAAAUGUUUCUAUGAACCUGCUUGUGUAUAAAAUCAAAACUAAAUUAUUUUAUCUUCAGCUGAAAAGGGCCAAAUGUUCAUUUUAGCAUCUCUCCCUUAUGUUUAGCACUUAAUAACAAAACUUUAAGCAGAAUUACCUUAAAGGCAGGGCAAUAAUAAAAUUAACAAUAUUGCUGUUUUGGUCAGAUUUGGGUACUUUAACACUAGACAUAACUUGCACUAAAUUAUUGUGGAGAGCAACUCAAGCAGCAACAGAGAUGGCUUCUGUUUUUAUUCACAAGCAAUAUUUAAGGGUCCAAGCUACAUAUCCCGCAAAGAAGCAGUGAAAUAUCAGCGCACGUUAACGGAAGAUAAUCAAGUUUCCAAACCAAGCACAUGAUAACUUAGAUAAUAAUAAUAAUAAUCUGUAUAAAAGCUUAUUGUAGGCAGGGUUAGCUGUCGAAACUCUGGUUUUCUUUUAAAAAGCAGAAGUUUUGUAGCAUUUUCAUUAGACUGAGGUAGAAAAGCACAAUUUGCUCAACACUAUCAAUCACUUUGAAACAUAGACUGUAAAUACAACUACAAGAUGUCCUAAGUACAUAUCUUUGUGUAUACAUAUUAUGUAUAUAAGACGUAUAACCAGAGACUAUUUGUGAGGUAAAGUUGUUCAUAUUUUCUCUAUAUCUGAUAUAGAUGCCCUGUAUUUUCAUCUCGUCGGCCCAAAAGGCUUUACUUUUCACUGUGUGUGUUUGUGUGUGUGUGUGUGUGUGUGACUCUUAUAGCUGUUUCAACGACAACUUGUUUCAGGGACUGGCUUUAAAAAGAACGGACAGAUGUCACCUCCAAGUACUUCGUUAGGAGGCGUGAAAGUCUGGCGUUAGGGUUUUAAAUGAAUAUGCAAAGCCAUUUUUUUGACUCUGAAGCUCCGUGUUUUUCUGUGCACAAGUGAAAUUUGACUGUAUGUGCCGGCGUGUACCUUAGCGUGUUUGUGACUGUGUUGCCUUAGUAGAGAUUUUUCAGUAUCGUCUAGUUGACCUCCGGAAAAAAGCAGGAGGUUGUGCACUUUAGAGUAUACGACCUAAAUAACGUGCAAUGUCUAAUGGUUGUUUAUGAUUUAAUGUUUAAAAAAAGAUUCUCUAACAUAAUGUAACUGGAGCUCUUUGGUCUGAAUGUGAAAGGAAUUAAGGGUCUGUUUUAAUUUGAUUUCGUAGAUGUAGUAAAGCUUAUGUUGCCACUCCCUAA